Molecule: messenger RNA, 2436 nt
Organism: Brettanomyces bruxellensis
Lineage: Eukaryota; Fungi; Ascomycota; Pichiomycetes; Pichiales; Pichiaceae
Gene: ACO2
Product: aconitate hydratase
Exons: 1
Coding region: 1-2436 (811 amino acids)
Biological process (GO): tricarboxylic acid cycle
Cellular component (GO): cytosol; mitochondrion
Molecular function (GO): 4 iron, 4 sulfur cluster binding; aconitate hydratase activity
Source: RefSeq, a predicted model, not a curated record
AUGCUUUCAACCGCCGGAAUUCGUCGAAAUUUAUGUAACAAGGUUCGCCAUUUAGGCGGAUCUUUGUUAACGGCAUCACCUAUGACGUGUCGAGGAUUGGCAUCUAGUGUCAAUAACUUUGAGCAAUACUCCUCUCCUGAAGGCUUUGAGGCAAGGACACCUCCAUACACAAAGCUUCUCAGAAAUUUACAAAAGGUUCGCCAGGUUUUGGGUGGUUCCGACAAGCCAUUGACGUUGGCAGAGAAAAUUCUCUACUCACACUUAGUGAAUCCAGAGGAACUUGAUAUUGCUAAGGGAGAUGUUGGCAAUAUCAGAGGUAAACAAUAUUUAAAAUUGAAUCCUGAUAGGGUUGCGAUGCAAGAUGCCUCGGCACAGAUGGCCAUGCUUCAGUUCAUUACAUGUGGUAUGAAGUCUACUGCCGUUCCUGCAUCCAUUCAUUGCGAUCACUUGAUUGUGGGCAAAGAUGGCGAAGAAAAAGAUCUUCCAAGAUCAAUCAAGAACAAUAUUGAGGUGUUUGACUUCUUGAAAUCUUGUGGUGAAAAAUUCGGAAUUCAGGUCUGGGGUCCUGGUUCUGGUAUCAUCCAUCAGAUUGUUCUUGAGAAUUUCUCUGUUCCAGGUUUGAUGAUGCUUGGUACCGAUUCCCAUACUCCAAAUGCAGGUGGACUUGGUGCCAUUGCAAUUGGUGUUGGUGGUGCCGAUGCCGUGGAUGCAUUGACCGGAACACCUUGGGAAUUAAAGGCUCCAAAAAUCCUUGGUGUUAAUCUUAAAGGUGAAUUGCAUGGAUGGACUUCUCCAAAGGAUAUUAUUACCAAGUUGGCUGGUGACCUAACAGUUCGUGGUGGUACUGGAUAUAUUGUGGAGUACUUUGGAGACGGUGUCAAACAGCUGGGUUGUACCGGUAUGGCAACAAUUUGCAAUAUGGGUGCCGAAAUAGGUGCCACUACAUCUACCUUCCCUAUGCAAGACUCUCACUUUGAUUACCUUACGGCAACUGGUAGAGGGCCAGUUGCAGAUUUGGCUCGUAAAGUGAAUAAUGAGACUCAGUUGAUGACUGCUGAUAAAGGUGCCCAGUACGAUAAGAUCGUUGAGAUUGAUCUUUCAGCCUUGGAACCUAGUGUGAAUGGACCAUUCACCCCAGAUCUUCGUACUCCUAUUUCUGAAUUGAAAAGCAAGUGGAGAAAGGAAAGCUGGCCCGGCGAAAUUUCUGCAGGCUUGAUUGGUUCAUGUACAAACUCUUCAUACCAAGAUAUGUCUCGUGCUGCUUCUCUCGUUUUGCAGGCCGAAAAAGCCGGCCUCAAGCCAAAGAUUCCAUUCUUUGUUACUCCUGGUUCAGAGAGAGUUCGUGCUACUAUUGGCAGAGAUGGAAUUAUCGACAUCUUUAAGCGUAAUGGUGCAAAGGUUCUUGCAAAUGCUUGUGGCCCAUGUAUUGGACAGUGGGAUCGCGGUGAAAACAAGCCAACUGGAUCUAAUGUGAUCUUCACAUCUUUCAACAGAAACUUCAAAGCAAGAAAUGAUGGAAAUAGGAAAACUAUGAAUUUCUUGACAUCGCCUGAUAUUGUGACGGCCAUGAUAUAUUCUGGAUCGAUGGACUUCAAUCCUUUAGCAGAUUCCAUUACAACCCCAGAUGGUAAGAAGUUCAAAUUCAACCCACCGGUUGGAGACAAGCUUCCAUCAAAAGGUUUCAUUGAGGGAAGAAAGCAGUUCUACCCAGAGAUGUCACCUAAACCAAAGCCAAGUGUUGAAAUCCAAGUUUCACCUGAGAGUGACAGACUUCAACUUCUCAAGCCUUUUGCCCCAUGGUCAGGAAAGGAGUUUACCACUACUGUGAUAUUGAAGGUUCAAGGUAAAUGUACCACUGAUCAUAUUUCAGCAGCCGGUCCUUGGUUGAAGUACAAGGGACAUUUGGGAAAUAUCGCCCAUAACACGUUAAUUGGCGCAGUUAAUAAGGAGACCGGGGAAGUUAACACGGUUUAUGACUUUGAUGGAAAGUCUUAUGGUAUUCCAGAAUUGAUGCAGAAAUGGAAGGAUGAACAAAGGCCAUGGAUUGUUGUUGCGGAGCACAACUAUGGUGAGGGUUCUGCCCGUGAGCAUGCUGCUUUACAGCCAAGAUAUUUAGGCGGAGAAAUCAUUCUAACUAAAUCUUUUGCAAGAAUCCACGAGACCAACUUGAAGAAGCAAGGUAUGCUUCCAUUGACUUUUGCCAAUGAGGCCGACUACGAUAAAUUACAUACUGGUGAUGUUAUUACUACUUUAAAUCUCCGCGAUAUGAUUAAGAAACAUGGUGAUAAUGGAGGAUUCAUAGAUUUAGAAGUCACCAAACGGGAUACCGGCAAGAAGUUUGUCAUCAAGGCCCGCCACACCAUGUCAGCCGAUCAAGUUGAGUGGUUCAAAGCCGGCUCUGCAAUAAACUAUAUCAGAGAUCAGGCUAAGAACUGA